Messenger RNA from Panonychus citri (citrus red mite), 5166 nucleotides. Its product is annotated as zinc finger protein 704-like. Gene Ontology annotation, biological process: regulation of transcription by RNA polymerase II. The record is from RefSeq and is a predicted model, not a curated record. The coding region runs from base 2144 to 3910 and encodes 588 amino acids. Gene Ontology annotation, molecular function: DNA-binding transcription factor activity; RNA polymerase II cis-regulatory region sequence-specific DNA binding. Gene Ontology annotation, cellular component: nucleus. The transcript has 5 exons. Lineage: Eukaryota; Metazoa; Arthropoda; Arachnida; Trombidiformes; Tetranychidae.
CUCUUUUUCUCUUUUUCUCUCUCUCUCUUUCUCUCUUUGUGUUCUCUUUAAUUCUCUCUCAGUUCCUUUUCGUUCUGCGAUCUUGCAAGUUAACUGAUUGCACAAUAAAACGAGUAACGUUUUCUUUUCUGGUUUCUCUUUGUGUCUUGAUUUCACUUCUCUCUCUCACUCACUAUUCUUGUUAAUUCUAUUCCCUAAUAACUUUAUCAUCAUUAUCAUCACCACAAUCAUCAACAUUACACCAUCUUGAGAAGAUCAACAACAUCAAAGAACAUUUUCUCUCUCAAUUCUAAAAUCAUCAUCUUUCAGAAAGUGUCAACAUUUUUGUCUCUCUUUCUCUCUCUCUCUCUCUCCAAUCAAUAUACUCAAUUAACUUAAAUAUAUGCACAUAGUUGAAUGUACAUAUAACUGAAAAAUUUCAUCUUCUAUUUUGUGAAAACAUUAUUUUUCUGUUUGAUAAAAUUACAACAGUUUAAGAGAAACAAAGUAAAAUUUGAAAGCUUAUUUACUUUGUCACCAACUAUAAGCUCUAUCAUCUUAAUUUACUUGAAGCUUUUUAAAUCAAUAUUUUAAUUGAAAAUUAACAUCACCGGUUUACCAUCAUCAUCAUCAUCAUUGAAAAAGAGAGGAAGAGAGAGAUAGAGAGGGAGAUAGAGAAUCAUCAAUAUUAAACCCGAAAAAAGUUCAACCAGAAUCAACACAAUAACAACAACAUAACCAGAUUUUGUUUUUCUUUCUCCUCAUCAUCACCAUUUCUCUCUCUCUCUCUCUCUUUCUCUUUAUUUCUCUCUCUUCCUCUCUCAUUCUCACUUUUGGUAAAAAAAGCUUGACCUACAAUCAUCUUCCUGUCAUAAUAAAUUUAAUAUCUUUCCUGGUGCUUUUCCUCUUUAUCAUCGGUAAAAGGUCUUUACAUUUUGUCAACUCUUUCAACAUUACAUCAUCAUCAUCACUUGACAACAACAAUAAGGAAUAAAAAAACGAAUAACCUAAAGUUUAAGCGAAGAAAAAAAGUCACCAGUUUUUUAAUUUUCUCUCUAUUUAAUGUUUAUCAUUAUUCUAUUAGAGAAAUAGAGAAAAUUUAUAUUCCAAGUUGAGAAAACAAGGGAACCAGUAACGACGAAAAGUAAACCAGUUUUUUCUCUUCUUUUUCUCUCUCCCUCUCUCUCAGUUUCUCUCUCUCUCUCUCUUUUCUGGUGCAAACCAUUAACACUUGAUACCAAGAGAAACAACAACAACAUUCAACUCAAACCGAUCGUAACAUCAAAACGUCAAAAUCUUUACCUUUUCUACAUAAAGAGUGUUUCUUUCAAUUACUUUCCUUCCUCUCGUAACAAAUUGAUUGCCUCAUCAUUUUAAUUCGCAAUCUUUCAAGUAAAUUUAAUCCAAUCAUCAAUUUCAUUCUCUCUCAGUGUUUAUCUCAACAAUUGAUUCAACUUUUCUCUCUCGUCGUAAUUAGUGUUUACCUGUGUUAACGCCGCAAAUUGAUUGUACUUAAUUAUUGUUUUUUCUUCUUCUCCUUGUUAACUGUCGACACUUUUGUUUCUUUUUUGUGAUUCGUUGAAAAAAAGGUUGACUUUCAAAAGCUCAAUAUCAUCUUCUUAUUAUCAUUUGGAACUAGUGAUCAUUAUCAUCAAUCGUUUAAAGAGAAAAACGAAACAAAGAGAAGAAAACGUCCAAUUUAUUUGUAUUUUAAUGCCUUGUUAUGUGUGUGACUACCGGUGAAUAAAAUCUCGGUGAAAAAACAACAACAGAAAAUCAACAACCGAUACCAGAAGUCAACUAAUAAUAAGAGUAACAACAAAAAGGGAAUCCUGUUGACGGAAGAGGAACUACAUCAACAAGAAAGAAACAAGAAUUGACAGAAUCAAAAAGAAUCAAUCAAAGCAAAAAAAAGGAACCAUUAGGAAUCCAAUUGGAAAAGUCGAAUAAAAGAAAACAAAAAAAACUCAAUUUAAAUUUAAAAAAUGUUCUUGUGAUUAUUCAUUUGACGAUCAUCGUUCUCUCAUCAUCAUCACUUAAUCUCAAUAUUGAUUAUCAUCAUAAUCCUCUGGAACUGUUUGUUUUGGGUGAUCAUUGAUUAGUGAGGAAAAUCAACCAAGAAAAAGAUAACAAAGUAACUAAUUGGAACCUUGGAAUAAACAAAAUGUCGCCGGUGACCAUUGAAUUACGAAAAGGACGAAAACGACGUCCAAGUAACAGUCUCGAAGAUGGAGAUGAUCCAGUUAUGGAUGAUUGUAUGGCUGCCAUGGUACUCAUGAGUCUUUCAUGUUCUCCUAAAUCUACUUUCAUUCCUAAUAGAGGAAUUUACUCAGUGAAAAGCAUCGAUUCUGGUGUCGAGUUUGGAUCUGCUGCCAGCCGAUCAAAUACACCGUCACCACCGACGAUUAACGAAGAGCGAUCCACUGCCGCUUCGCCAAUUGCCAUCGAGAUUAACAAUAACCAUGUUGAAACUAUUAAAGGAAAUAUAAAUAAUAAUGAUUCGAAUGUUAAUAAUAAUCAAAUUAAUGGAUUAACUAUUAUUCAUAAGGAUGAAGGAAUCGAUAUGGAUGAAACAAUUGAUUUUAUUAUUGAUGAUCCAAUACAAACAAUUGCUGAGAAGGCACGACGAAUUGUAUUCAAAUGUACUUGGCGUGGAUGUGGCGUUCGAUGUGAUCUAAUUGAAUCAAUUGAAAAGCACAUUAGAACCAUUCACCUUGGACGAAGUGAAAACGCCAGUGAAGAGGAAAAUGAUCAUGAGGAGGAAUUUUAUUACGCCGAAAUUGAAGAGGAAAUGGAAACUGAGAAUAUAAUUAUUAGUAGUAAAGAUAGUUCAUCUUCUAAUGAUAGUAGCCUGGGUCUAUUGUCUCCAGUCUUGAGUUCAUCAGAGUCACCUCACAGUACAAAUUACAAUUUAAGUCCGACACUCAGUUCGGCCUCCUCCCUCCUUUUCUUUGCUCCCUCACCCACUUGGAGUCAUCUUGAUAUGGCACGACCUCCACACGAGGAUCCUGAAUAUCAAGCGCAACAAAAACAAUUACAAUUACAGUUACAAUUGCAACAACAACAACAACAGCAACAAAUUCAAAUACAAAACCAACAAGUGCAAAACUUUAAUCAACAGCAACAGCAACAAAAACCAUCACCAUCAUCAUCAUCAUCAUCUUCAUUGGUGACCCAAACUAUUGCCAGUGCCCAAUUAAAACCGGAACCGGAAAGAAAGACAGUGAUAUCAAGCCCGAUCAACAUUCCCGGUAUAUCGGUUGCCCAUCGAUGGUCAACAAAAAUGCGUGAUUCUUCAUCAUCAUAUUCUCCUUUCUCUGCUACUAGUUGCAAUUCUAGUUACUCAUUUUCAAACUCCCACCAUCAUCAUCAUCACCACUUUAACCAUCACCAUCACCAUCAGCAUCAAUCUCAAGCAUCUCUCCUUGCCUCAAGUUCAAGUCCAGUGAACUUUUUCUCGCCAAAAGCUCCUUCCAAAGUUAUGCGAUUGAGUAGUAACACUUCAAGCCCAAUAAACAUCAAGUCAUCGGGAAAUAACACCAACCCAACAUUAACCGGAACCAUAACAAUUAGCGGUACCAAUAAGACAAACAGUAACACCGUUACUAGUAUCAUCUCAUCAAGUAACAACAACCCAACCCUGAGUACAAAUACAACUACCAAUGCCAAUAACAACGCUUCUAGUAACCAAUGGACAAGCUUAUUACAAUCAAGUUCAACCUCAUUAUCGGCCUCAUCAUUAUCUUCAUCCACUUCAUCUCCAUCAACCACAGGGAUUGCAACGACCCUCCUUAAAGGGUCAAGCAUAUCGCCGACCCGUCGAACCCGAACCGAGACUCGAAAGUGUCGGAAAGUUUAUGGUAUGGAUAAUCGAGACUCUUGGUGUACUCAAUGCAAGUGGAAAAAGGCUUGCACUCGAUUCGUUGAUUAAUCUUAUUGUGCAUCGGCCAAACAAAUAAAAAGAAAAACAAAAGAAAAUCACCCAAAGGUGAAAAAAGGAAGUGACCAUUAGCAUCUUGAUGACCAUCCCCUCCUUUGUUUCUCUCUCUCUUUCUCUAUCAUCCUGUCACAUUCUGCCUUUCCGACUAUUAUUCUUUCCCUCUCCCUCUCACUUACUCACUCUCCAGUUAAAUACUACAAAUACCAUCAUCAUCAUCGCCACAAUUUAAUUACAUAACAGAAAAAAAGAGAUUUUCUCACCUUUCUUUUGUCUUCUUCCUUCUUUCUCUCUCUCUUUUGUUUUUAUAUCAUCAUUCUCUCUCUCUCUCUUAACUUUAUCUUCUUUCAUUUUUCUGUUCACCCAACAAACUCAAUAGAUUUUUUCAUUACAUAUUAUAUUAUACAUUCAGUUAUUUUUUUUGUCUCUCUUAACGUUUUUAGUUAUCAUCUCGUUUUCGAAAUUGAAAAAAAAGUUCUAUAAAAAAAAAUUAUUGCUCACAUUUUUUUUAUUAUUUUGAUUCGAAAACUUUGCCCUCUCUCUCUCUCUCUCUCUCUCUUUAAACCCCUUCUUAUCAUCAUUGUCAUCAUCUUAUCUUCUUUUCUUCUCUUUCUUUUGCUUUGCCAUCUUAUUUUUGAUCUUCAAAAACCUCUCUUGCUCUGUGUCUUCCUUUAUACAUUAUAUUACUUUACUAUUAUUAUUAUUAUCAUCCUCAUCUUCCGCCUCCCUCAUCUUGUUCAUCAUCUUCAUCAAUUUUCGCUGAUUUCGCUUAAAUAUCGCAUCUGAAUGAUUAUUUCUGUCUUUCAGCUACCUGAGUUUCUGCACUUACACACAAACAUAUAAUUACCUCUUCUUCAACUACUAUUGUUCAUUUCAAUUCCAAAGAGAAUGAGAAUACUAAAUGAAACCAAUAAAUCUGAACUCUAUUCGUCUCCUUAUUCUCUCUCACUCUCUCGCUCUCUCACCUUGAUGAUGAGAUUACCAGAUAAGGAGGAAAAGGAAAAGAAAAGAAAACAAUUAAUCUUACUUCAAUUACCAGCGAAAAUUUUAAAUUCCAACUUGUUUCCCGCUCUUUCUUUCGUGAUCAUUUAAAGCCCAUGAAAAAAACAAUACAAUCUAACUUGAAAUUAAAAUGAAAUGCACACCAACAAACAUGAUGUUAAAAUGCCCUUUGGUUGUUUCACCUUUACCAUGAAAAAUGAUAAUAUAAUAAUAAUGAUUAACUAAUUGAAUAAUUAACAUUUAGCAUA